GUCAUUACUAUGAGUGAUUUCAUCAUCACAUUCUGUUGAACGUCCUGAAGUGUUGGAUUAAAAACAUCAACAACACCCAAUAAUCUUGUUCUAUCUUGUUCAUCCUUCCAACAAAAGGACAAUAACAAAAAAUUAGCGUCAUCAUGAUAAUAGAAACAGAUCCUCAGCUAGACGAUGAAACUCUUCAAGAAGCGGAAAAACCAACAACAUUCAUACAACAACUCAAUGAAGAUGUCAUUCUGAAUAUUUUCGAAUUUCUAGAUCGAUUCUUUGUCCUAGAUACACUCUCUACGUGUUCACAACAAUUCCAUCAACUUGCACACAAACCCUAUCAUUAUAGUAGAUUGUUAUGGAAGUUUUCCUUUACCAACUAUGAAAGGUUGGAUAGAAUCAAGUCGUAUUAUAGUGCUGUCAAGUAUAUUGAAGCAAGUGAUUCGGACAGGCUCACAAACGAACCUAUUGAUGAGUCUAGACUAUUAGAAUUGGUUACAUUCAUUGGAGAACAUCAGGAAACACUCAAGGGAGUUGAAAUUGUCUUCAACAAGGCUCAACCUUCUUUGUUUGAUAGUAUUGCUUCUGCUUGUGGAGAGUGGCUGAGUGAGCUUUCUAUUAGUGUCUUGUUGGAUUCUGAAUUUGCCAAGUAUUUGUGCUCUGGUUUGCAUCGUUUCAAAAAGUUGAAAGUGUUACGGCUUUUUAUUGGUAAAUCUGUGGAUGCAAAUGUUGUACUCGACUCGUGUGUAACAAUGCAAUCGAUGGAAACAUUUGAAACAACACUGUAUUUGUAUAGCAAGGAACACGUGGAAAAGUAUUGUAAAUUUAUUCGACCUUUGAGAAAUAUUUCAAUAGCUCUCAAUUGUGAGGUAUUUACAGAUAAUAGUGCCUUAUUGGAACUCUUCACAUCAUGCUUUCUGCAAGGAAAGGGAAGGAUUUCUUUCCACUUCUUCAAUGUACCUUCUAUUUCAUUCUUAAACAAGUUCAAUGAUGUUUCAAAAUUUUGUAGGGAAAUGCACAUAUCAAUAGUUGAAAUGCACAAUUCUGGCGAUGAAGUAUUGUCUCUACAUAAGGUGCUUUCUUUUAGGGUUGAUCAUGCAGCCCUAACAGCAAACGAAAACAUUUUCCCAGUAGAUUCUAAAAGUAUCAUUUUCAAUCCUUCAACAAAAUUUCGUAACAAUGUCUUUACAAUGUAUCCUUCGAGGUUUGCCCAUUUGAGAAGACUUGAACUUUCGAAUGCUAAAAUAGUUACCAAUCAAUGCUUGAAGAAUCUAGAAGUUGUAAUCCUUAAAGAAUGCACAGUACCGUCAGCAGAGGCAAUAAUUGAAAUGUCGGAGACAUUGGAAAUGGUACACUUUAUUAGUUGCGAGUUCAGCGGACCUUCAAUUAAGUGCCCAAAGAGAACUCGUUUGACAGAGCUUAUUCUUAAAAACACAAGGCAUUUAGUACAACAAUUUUACUUGUCAACAUUACAAGAUUUGAAUUUGACCGCUCUUCAUCUUGAUAGCUUUGUGUACAAAGCAGAAGAGUUACAAUACUUGGAGAAUAUGUCUUCAUUGGAAUAUCUAAAUAUUUAUAUGGCUGAUGCGGAAAUGAUUAAUACUUUUACAAUUGAAAGGAUGAUCAAUUUGAAAGUAUUCAAUGUUAGCUAUCCUAUGACAAUCAAAUUAACAGGUUCUCCUGUAAAUUGUUUUGCAAACCUUGAAAUACUCAAACAGGCCCUCAUUAUACUUCCACCUCAAAUUGUCCUUGCUCUAACUCCUUUACAUUUCUUGCAACCAACUCGUGAUGAACUAUCUGAGAUAAUCCUUUCUACCUUUAAGAGAGAUUGCAUGGAAUUAAGAUACUUUAUAUGUAAUGGAGACUAUAUCUAUUGCGUUCUAGUUAUGGAUCCAGGAAAUUAUGCAACCUUACUGAUAGAAAACAAAGCUCCGUAUAAUGUUGUGGCCUUUAACUCUUUCAAAAAAUUUAGAAAUUACAUCCAACCAGAUAGAACACACUAUACAGGAAUAACAAGAUUUCUCUUUCGUUUACCGGAAAAAUCAAGUCUAACAUCCAAAUGUUUAACCAUGUAACAAGUAAAUUUCAACACAAACAUUUAC
Naegleria gruberi is the source of this 2093-nucleotide messenger RNA. RefSeq lists its product as uncharacterized. The transcript has a single exon. Bases 144 to 2066 code for a protein of 640 amino acids. Lineage: Eukaryota; Heterolobosea; Eutetramitea; Acrasida; Naegleriidae. The record is from RefSeq and is a predicted model, not a curated record.